ACUAACUACACUUCCGGCAGAUUUUGUCAAAUUUAGUUGAUAUUAACGUUAGACUACGGGGGAUAACAGUUCCCCGAUAGACCCGGAACUCUCCUGGGCUUACGAACUCAAUCAAUCAAUCAACUGCUUGUCCCCUGCUUAAAAUAACUCCGCAUGCAGCGUAUUCCAUGCCCGCACAUUCGUGCAACCCCAGCAUUUUCAAUUCUCGUACAAUAUUUGUCUCUUCUCGCUCGGAUUUGGCCCCCGCCGAAAAAGACUCCCUGGGUGAGGUGAAGAGUAUUAUGUAUGUACAAGGUGAGUGAGAGCGAAAGGGUGUCAGGUCAGGGCCGAAAUCCCAAUGGCUCAGGUGACGGAACGACAAAACGCUUGACGCAGUAGGUGGCCAGCUUUGUGUGAGGCCAAUGUGGACAAGACCAAUAGAACGACGCACAUGAGGGGCAGUGCCCAGAAUGCCAAGAGUGCCAAGCCUUGGCACUCUCAAUCUGCCAUCAAACUAGGUGUAGCUCGUGCCAAGAGCUACUCUCCUCCAUCACCACGCCGGUAUGGCCGAUUGUGUACCUGUCAGUUGUCAGUACCUCUGAUUCUUGCCAAGACUUUUGCCAAGACCCGCCAAGAAUCCCGCCGUCUUCAUUCUCUUGCCCAAGAGUUUUGGGUGAAUGUAAAGGGAGCUCACUCCCCCCGUCACUCAUUUAUCAAGAACGAACUCUCUUUUCAACAUCUCAUUCAUCUGUAAUCAUCCGUCUUUAUCAAUCAAUCUUGAACUUGUUUCCUUUCGACAAGUUUUGAUUGACCCUACCUUGAGAGACACCCAUCGUACCCUUGUUGAACUAAAGCAAGACCCUCUACACGCUGACUUAGUCUCAGUCAGUCAGUCAGUCAGUCAGUUAUACAGCAUCGCCACUCAGUGGGCUUGAUCAGAUAUCUAUCCCAUUAUUACAAUCAUUUUCCUUGUAUUGCCGUCAUGUCUCCUUCGGCUCCAGAGCAGAAGCCUCAGCUUCAACAACAACAACAACAACAACAGCAGGGCUCAUCAUCAGGAGAUUCAUCUUCUGGCAGUGUCAAUGACUCAAAGUCUGUAACGCCUGCGCCUAGCGCAACAUCUAAUACAUCCCAGAGCAGCACUGCUCCCUCGACAUCAAGCGACGAUAACCUUAUCUGCCGAUGGAAUGCUUGCAACCAAAAGUUCCCUGCUCCCGAGGCUCUCUACGAGCAUAUUUGUGAGCGCCAUGUUGGUCGCAAGAGCACAAACAACCUCAACUUGACUUGCCAGUGGAACUCUUGCCGAACUACCACGGUCAAGCGAGAUCACAUCACCUCGCACAUCCGUGUCCAUGUUCCUCUCAAGCCUCACAAGUGUGAGUUCUGCGGCAAGUCUUUCAAGCGUCCUCAGGACUUGAAGAAGCAUGUCAAGACCCAUGCCGAUGACUCUGUACUUGUUCGCCCAUCCCAGGAUCCUCAAGGUGGACUCAACUACAGGCCACAGCCUCCAAAGGGUAUGUCUCAUCUCGACUCUAGUCCACGGCUGUGGUCCUCCGGUUUUCCUUCCCUCGAGGCUAAUCCGCCUCCAGGCCCCUCUAGCUAUUAUGAUCACACUGGUCAGAUGCGAACUAACGCAGCUGCCUUUGCUCAUCAGGCAGGCCAUCCUAGUGGCGGUUACUAUGCUCCCCAGCCCUCUACCAACUAUGGUCUCUACUUCAACCAGCCUCCAAUCAACAAUGCCCGUACCGAGCACCUUGGAUACAGCGCUGCUGCCGGCGGUUAUGACCGAAAGCGCACCUACGACAUGGUUGACGACUUCUUCGGCAGCGCCAAGCGUCGACAGAUCGAUCCUUCGUCCUAUGCCCAGAUUGGCCGUUCCUUGAUGCCCCUCCAUGGCAACCUCUCAGUCCCCAACGGUCCUAUGACUGCUACCGAGCAGUACAUGCCUCAGCCUGCUCCCGCCCCGGUCCACGCUGGUCCUACCCCUAGCCAGAACCCCUUGGCUCAGCAAUACUACCUGCCAAUGCCCAGCGCACGAACUCAGAAGGAUCUCAUUCACAUCGACACCAUUCUUGGCCAGAUGCAAGACACUAUCUAUGAGAAUGCCAACCACGCUACUGCUGGUGUCCACAUCCACCACGCUGAAAACGGCUUCAAUGGUUACCGCAACACUCCUUCGCCUCCUACCUCUCACAGGUCUCCUACCGGCAUGCAUGUCGGAGCUGACGGCUACCAGCCUGUGUCUGCCGCUAGCAUGGCCUCGCCUAUGACGGCCAUCUCAUCUACCGGCACUCCUGCUGUUACACCGCCCUCCAGCUCCAUGUCAUACACAUCUGGUCACUCACCAAGCCCAUCAUCCUCUGCCAUGUCUCCUCAGUCCCGCCACGGCUCGACUGCCUCAGUCAUGUACCCCACUCUCCCCACAAGCCUCCCUGCUGUUAGCCAGGGUUUCGGCCACUCUGCUACAACCACUCUUGGCCCAAGCUUUGACGGCAGCGAGCGUCGCCGCUAUUCCGGUGGUAUGCUCCAGCGAGCUCGUGCUGGCCCUCUGCCUCUGCCUCACGAGGACACCAGUGGUGCUUCCACUCCCAAGGCUAGCGAGUCUGCUCUGUCUGUUGGCUCUCCCUCUUCAGAGUCCGAUGUCAGUGAUGCCACCCGUGAGCGUGAGGAGCAGUAUGACCGCUGGCUCGAGAACAUGCGAGUCAUCGAGACUCUUCGCGAGUAUGUCCGUGGACGCCUGGAGCGCAAGGAGUUCGUGGAAGACAACGAAUCACCACAAUCUAGCCACUCUGACGCUAUGGAUGUUGACCCCAAGAGCCCUCAAGCUCCUCCCAGAGAACUGGGUACUCCCCGAGAGGGAUCCUCUCUGUACCCUAUCCUUCGCAUGCCUGGCGCUUAGGUCAGUCCUUGAGUCAGCUGCUGGUUUGGCUGUACGUGUACUAUUAUCGUCUUAUCAUUUUCUCCGCAUCAAAGCAAUGCGGAAUGUUAUGUUCACGCGGUCUCAAUGUUGAUAUGAAGUCUGAACCAUUUGGUUCUCGGGUGCUCUGUAUUGAGCCUCCCACAAUAGCGGCUGGGAAGGGCAUAUUGUUUAGUUGGUGAAAUAUAAGGACAGAUGCGAUGCAAUGGACCUUGAGUCGGGAUUUCUUUUUCGUUUUUCUUCUCUUGUCAGCUGCUGCUUGACAAUCUUGUAGCCAAUCAAUGACGGGUUAUGAAUGAUAUAGGCAAAAAGGUGGCUCGGUUUUUGAGAUGACGUAGCAGGGAUUCUGAGUUAUCGAGUACUAUCAAUGAGAACAAUAUAAAAAAGUGCUGAACAAUCGUCCAAGACCAUCUUGACUCUCGCAAACAUCAUGUCUGAUGUCAUUGCUUGCAUUUGUUUACGAGACAUGUUACUCAAUCAAUACGAAGCAUCGUGAUGAUGGUCUCUGAAUAUGACCGACAAGCCACACAGAUUACGCACAAAGUACCUAACGCAAGGACACAUGCACUCCACGAUCAAAGAAACAAUGUAGGACGAGUAUUCUUCGAUACGUCGUCGUCUCCAUUCCAACCCAAAAAAGUCGAUCCCUGUAGCGAGUCCCGUGCUGACACCGAGGGCUGAAGCAGCGAUCUCUGUUGCGGGAUACAGCCAAGGACGGCCGUGCUGUGUCGAUCACCGUGAGGCUGUGAGAGGACAAACGUCACUUUGUAAGAUGUUGUGAUUAAGAAGAGCGAACCAACUAGUUUACGAUAGAUGAACGCAUUCUUGUUUGCGGAUGGUGUUUGUUGUUUCAUAGAUAUAACGUGGUUGUGAUGCAUGAUAGUGUUUGUUGCAUGCGGAUGAGUUGGAACGAUAUUGGUCUAGCAUUUAGCAUGUAUAGUAUUUAGCAUAUAAUUCAUUUAGCAUAUAAAGUAAUUAGUCUGUGAAUACCUAGGU
Molecule: messenger RNA, 3892 nt
Organism: Fusarium verticillioides 7600
Lineage: Eukaryota; Fungi; Ascomycota; Sordariomycetes; Hypocreales; Nectriaceae
Product: pH-response transcription factor pacC/RIM101
Exons: 3
Coding region: 962-2878 (638 amino acids)
Biological process (GO): positive regulation of transcription by RNA polymerase II
Cellular component (GO): nucleus
Source: RefSeq, a predicted model, not a curated record